Molecule: messenger RNA, 1939 nt
Organism: Blastomyces gilchristii SLH14081
Lineage: Eukaryota; Fungi; Ascomycota; Eurotiomycetes; Onygenales; Ajellomycetaceae
Exons: 5
Coding region: 1-1296 (431 amino acids)
Source: RefSeq, a predicted model, not a curated record
AUGACAAUCAUCACCCAAACUGAAAACUUUUCAGUCAAAUUUGAACACACAGUUCAGCGGAGCACCGUUGCCAGCUUCCAGGGAGCGCCUAACCAAGCUUCGGCGCCUGUUCUCCAACUUCUAAAGCGUGGAGGCAGCUACUUUGUCAGUGCAGGCACUGGCAAGCUACUAGAAGCCUCACUAUCCGAUCUUAUGAGCUCGUGGGCGGUGCGAUUCAGCCGGUCGUGCCCAUUGAGUAGUGGCCACCUGCAUAUCACUAGUGAAAAGACUUCUUUUCCUCGCGCCGUUACACUCUCUUUUUAUGGAUCACACACCCGCACCAUGACUAUCCCAUCUGAAGCUCUGAAUACAUGGCCUGGACGGAUCAUACAGGGGCAAAACACAAGACAAUCUUCGGGGGGGCAGUGCAUGUAUGCUUGGAGGGUUGGUUCUGCCGUCACUAUGAGCUUUCUUCCGGGUUUCAUUUCCAUUCUCGCCUUUAUGCCUGCUGUGGAAGGCCAUACUGGGAAGCUUGUCGGAUGCUUCUACUUCACAAAAAUAGGCGAACCUUUGAGUACACAAACAGUUACUUUAGGCACGGCAGCAAGCAAAGUGAUUCUGGUUUUGAGAGAGAUGGACAAAGAUUUGACCUCGGACCGGAAAAUACGGAAAAGAGCAAGCACCCGAGCGAUACAAGAAAAUGCAGAACUCAACAAAAGAACCGACAGAUCUCAGGAUCAAGAUGACGACCAAAUCACGGCUCAUGAUCUAUUGAACAAAAUACGGGGGAAAAGCCAAACCAAGGAAGGAUAUGUUCAAAGAGCAGUUCGCCAACGUCUGAGACUCUACUGCUGCGGAUGUGAGGAGGAUGUUAGCGGUGGGGGAGAAUGUCAACAAUGUGGCCAUACAUCGUGUCUGGUGUGCUUGCACGAAAGGAGACUGCGUAGGGAAAGAUCUGUUGACCGAUCACACGAACCGAACCAAGCGAAUAGACGCCAUGAUGCUCAGACAAACAACCAAACACGCGCAGUCCCGGCGACCCUUAGCCAAGCUAUCAAGAUCGAUGAAGACCCGGAAACAGAAACAGACUCUGUGCUCUAUAUGUUGCCUUAUUCUAAACUGAAGCGGAAACUGAGAGAGCAACAACAAAAACAGCAGACCUGGGUUAAUCGAGCCAUCAAGUGCUGCUCCUGCGAAGUAACUGGCUCGGCGGUCAACAAAUGCGCAUGUGGGCAUGAGUAUUGCGGAAUAUGCUUUCAUUAUAACUUGCUGGUUAAUUCACGGACUUUCGGAUCAACAAUUUUUCCGACAGCUUAAGCACACAGAAUGCCUUCAUAAAAAAGCUUCUCUAGAUUUUGACCCUAUCAGCUUUCAAGCCAGUUACAAUAUUUCAAGAUGUAGAAUGUAUAUUGCAAUAGGUUAGGUCCGCUGUCUACUGACAGCACAGCUAAUUAUGACUACUCUUUGUGUGUUUCGUUCACCGAGAGAUAAUUGAGGGGCCAUGCAAAUAUCAUCUACUCUUAACAUUCCAAAGGUGAUAAGAAGCGGUUCUUGCCUCCAUUGACAUCCCCUUAAAAUAUUUCCCACAAGCCAACCCGGCAGAUUUUGUCUUGCAGAGAUGAUGAGUUCCACACCUGUCCAUUCUCUCUGUGCUAAGAAAUUUCAGGAGCUCAAUUCUCUUGGUGUGAGACAGUCAAUCACAUGUUCAGCUCAUCAGUGAAGAUAUUGUGAUAGAAAUUUCACUGGUUGUUCAACCUGCAAAGCAAGGCAUGUCAAAUGUGAUGAAGCAUCACCUGCAUGUUGCAACUGCAUAAAAAGGAGUUGCGCUGCGAUGGUGCAAGACUCUACAGAUUCGUUAACCCCGGUUCUGUAAAGGGAGAGUAUAAAGCUUUCAGAGGGAAAACAGAUCAUCAGAUUCAAACAACAGUGUCUCCAGCUGUCGGAAUGGUAUCUCGGAUGA